CAGUAUGGGUCAAUUUGGAGCAUGCUAGAAAGAGGAUUGCUGGGCAAAGCAAUAGCAACAAAAGCAGAGGUAGUGGGACCACAAACAGCUCCUCUAGGACAACUUGUUACUUCGACCACGAGAUUGGUGCAAAUCGGGGACUCCAUAAAUCCGUCAAAACACAGGGAUGACAACAAUCUCACAAGAAGAAGCCCUCAUGGCUUCACGGUGUCUAAUUCUUUGAAGCUCCUAACUAGUCAAGGCAAGGGUUCGAAGUUGGGUAGAAAACUCCCUAUGAUGGAGGAGCAACAAAAGGAAGGCAGAAAUGGCCGAGGACAGGACCGCAACCUGGAGAAUAGGGAGAGUGCUGCCCCUACUAGAGGUUGCCCCAUAGGAAGGAAGAGAAGGACUAGUGGGUCAACAUGCCUUGGGAAUCCAAGGGACAAGAUCAAAGCUAUGAUACUCUCAAACCGCAGGGAAAAGGAAAGGGCGGCAGAGCAUCAGGCAACUCUGGUCUGCCCUUGAAUCCAUCUAGUCGGCGGCAUAUAAAUCAAAGACUGGAGCAGCUUGGGGUUGGAAGGAAUGAUGGAAGUGGGAAAAGUCUAAGUUGAUGGGUCGUGAGAAACUAGGCGGAAGAUUUAUUGCAAAGUCAACACUAGACCAGAAUGAUGUGGGCCGUGAUCCUGAGAUAGAGCAACCAAGAGUGCUUUUUGAUGAAGCUAAUGAUGACCUUUUAUCAUCUCCCUCGCCUGAAACCUUUGCUACAAAAUGGUGCUGGUAGAACAGUUGGUGCAAAAGGAGGAUGACUCUAAGAAGACAAUUUCUGAAGGGUAUAUUUCAAGCCCUGAUAUGGAGACCAGUGAGAAUAACUUUGAGUAGAAACG
Messenger RNA from Linum trigynum, 863 nucleotides. The record is from the annotation of a GenBank genome assembly. NCBI's taxonomy places the organism in Eukaryota, Viridiplantae, Streptophyta, Magnoliopsida, Malpighiales, Linaceae.